AGCAGCGCUUCCAGCAGCUUGGAGUGAUUGAUGAGGUUAAAGGCUGACAUCUUGUUCCGGUAUGCGGUCGGACCAGACCGGCGGAUUCAAGCUCUUCAGAUGCCCCGCCCCCUCCAUGGUUUAUAAAGGACCCUGCAGCCGGCCCUCCGCGGGCUCAGUUCGGCUGGAAGCAGGACCAUCAUGGCGGAGAGAGGCGGCGAGCAGCCGCGGUGUUCCCGGUCCGGCCCGGCAGAGUAGCUCCGCUCCGCUCCGAGGAAAAGAGGAGGAAUUAGUUUGACUUCCAGGAAACACUUGUGGGAAAGAGCUUGAAGUACUGAGGAGGACCCGGGAUGAACCGACACGCAACAGACUUCCAGGACCCGGUCCAGGACCCGGUUUCCCCCCGGCCCCUGCCCGCGGACCAUGUGCUCAACUCGGGUUCCGUCUUGUUCCCGGGUGCUUUCGAUCGACACGGCUGCCCUCUGAUCGUGUUCCCAGCGGACGGCCAAGCCAAGCUCUCGUCGGAGCUCAGCAAGGCAGAAGUGGUGGACUUCAUCCGGUACUUCCAGGCCCUCCAGAGCAGGAAGCAGGAGAAGCAGAGUCUGGUGUCGGUGGUGGCCGACCUGAGGCACGCCUCGCUCCCCGCAGCCCGGUUCAUCGCCGAGACGCUGGUCCUGCUGCAGCUGCACCAGCAGACGGUCCACAGCGUCUACAUCGUCCAGCCCCUGAAGAAGGACGUCAACAAGCUGCUGCUCAAACUGCUGUCUCCGUCCAAGUCCUACUCCACCUCCUUCAAGAGGGUUCUUCUCAAAGAGAUCCCGGAGCUGUCGAAUCACAUCGACCGGAGCCAGCUGCCGGCCUCGCUGGGCGGAUACCUGAUGUACCGCCACCAGAGCUGGGUCGCCUUCAUCAAGGACGUCGACGCCUUCGUCCAGGAGUUCCUGUCCGUGGUGCAGCGGCUGCCGUCCUGCAUCUCCACGCUGCAGGCGCUGUCCAGGCUGCCGCUGCCCUCCGCCCGCGGCCAGCUGCAGCACUUCUGCUCCACCAACGAGGCCAAGUUCAGGCAGCUGCGCAGAGAGCUGGGUCUGGACGACCUGCUCAGACACUGCGAGAGCGUGGUGGAGAAGCUGCGCUACCCCGAGAGCGACGCCUGCUACCAGGACAUGGCCGGCACCGCCCUCUUCACCCACACCGCCUUCGACAUGCUGCACAACCACAGCAGGAUCACGGCGGCGGUGGAGAAGGUGGACCUGCUGUGGCAGCAGGCCUUCUCCAGAGCCCGUCUGCAGCUGCAGCUCUUCCGCCUGCGGGACGACGCCCUGCAGACCACGGAGGAGAUCGAAGCGCUUCUCCAGCAGAAGCUGCAGCCGCACAAGAUCCACAUCUCCAAGGACACGGCGGAGGCCGCCCUGCUGGCGUCGGAGUUCCAGGCCUCCGUCCACGCUCCCGCCAUGGCGCUGGUGCGGCGCGCCGAGGACGUGAUCCGCUCCGCGGCCGAAGUCCUGCCGCCGGACGGCCCCGGCCAGGAGAGCUGGGCUCUGGAUCUGGAGAGGCUGAAGGACAAACUGCAGUCCGCCGUGCAGUACAUCCUGCAGACGCUCCGGGCCGUCUCCACCCACCAUCACUACUACGACAAGGCCAACCAGUGGUACAGCUCGGUCCUCCACCAGGACUUCCUGCAGGAGCUGCUGUCGGGGGUCCGUGGAGACGACGGCUCGGCUCAGAGGCAGAGGAGGAGCUGGGGCACCAUCCCGGCGUGGAGACGGAAGCUCUCUGCGUUCCUCAAGAAGAACCCUUCUCCGGACAUGGAGGAGCUGCUCCACCUGGCUCACCUGUCCAACGCCAUCCCGGACGAGGAGAUCCAGCAGGCGGGGCGGGAGAUGGCUCACAGAUGCCUGACCCUGAGGAAGCUCCUCAUCUCCUCUGGGCCGGUGUGUGUCGGCAGCCUGCAGAAGGCGCUGCAGUGGCAGUACCACCUGCUGUGCAGUGAGCAUCACCAGCCUCCAGCCGGCGGCGCCGUGCACAGAGCCAGCUCCCCGGAGUCCGGCCCGCCGGCCGCCCAGAGCAGACAGGAAGUGGCUCUUCCUCCCGGAGCUUCUCUGGCUGUUCCCGAGGGAAAACCCGCCUCCCCCAGCUCCUUGGACUCGGGGUUUGACGGAGCUGCCAGCGGCCGGGUGGAGGCGGGGGGAGGGAGACGGGGAGCGGCGGACUCCACAGACUGGGUCCAGCCCGCCUCCGUCCAGGAGAAGCCGUCCGGCGCUCCGGACGGCGAGGGUCCCGGGGCGGAGGUGGACCUGGGGUCUGUGGGGAGCUCCUCCAGGGCCAGCCUCCAGGUCAUCCCCCAGAGCUCGGCCGACUCGCUCAGCUUCGAGAUCAAAGUCAAGCGCGCCGCCGCCCUGCCCAGCAAUCCCUGGCUCAGCCUGCCGGUCGACGACCUGGAGAACUCCUACACCGUCACCAUCACGCCCAGAGCCACGCCGCAGAAGGCCGAGCGCGGCUUCAGCGGGGGGUCCUGCAGCUCCCAGGGUCUGCCCACCCGCAUGGAGAAAGGCUUGCAGACCAGGGACUGGAUCCUGCAGUCCCACGGCGACCUGGACGACCCGGAGCUGGGCUCCAUGGACGACGUUCUCUCCAGCACUGUCGCCGAAGGACCGGAGGCCACCGUCUGCACCACGGAGGGACUGCCGACUCUGCUCUGGGACUCCUACGAUCUGCACGACCAGAACCUCGACGCUGCCGACGGCGUGGCGGAUCUGCCCCUGAGCGACUGGGAGCUGACGGAGCAGGAGGGUCUGCGGCGGGUGGAGCAGAUGCUGGGCCGGGCCGACCGGAUUCUGGAGGAGGAGGAGAGCGUGGCGGCUCAGGAGGCCGUGCUGGACGCUCUGGUCCGGUCGGAGAGCAGGAGCGACGCGGGGUCCGAGUGGAGCGGGGACGAGGCCGGCGCUCCGAUGUCCUCCUGGGAUCUGGCUGAAGCCGGAGUGGUCGGACUGGAGGACUCCUUCGACCCCGCAGGGUCCGAUGGUCUCGGUGGAGUUCCGGGUUUGUCCGAUCCUCAGCCAGACCUGCUGAGGGAGCUGCAGGAGGUCCAUCUGCUGGACCGGCUGAUCCAGGAGGAGAACCUGAAGAUCCAGCAGCUGCGCUGCAGCGACCUGGCCCUGGGCGAUGAACUCCCAGAAGGCAGCGGCCGCAGCGUGGGCGCAGACAGGGAGGCUCUCCGCGAGCGGCUGGAGGAGGAGAAGAGGGAGGUGGAGAGGCUGGACAAAGAGCUGGGGGACAGAGUCCCAGAGGAGGUUAGGUGUCUGGAAACAGACAAACGAGGAGGAGGACAUUACCCUGGCGCUGAGAGCUGCAGCAGGUCAGAGGACAGACGUUCCACUCUGGUUCUUCAGGAUGGUCAGAAACCUGAAGAACCAGAGCCUCCAGUAGUAGAUCAGAUGAGCGAGUCUGACGUGGACUCGCCUGUCGGCACCAGAAUGUCCUCGUUCAUGGAGGGACACUCUGAAGACCGCGUCCUGGACGGGUCUCAGACCUCAGGUGAGACUGAACCUCUGGGAUCGGGAUCGGCGUCGGCGUUGGAUCAACCCUCCUCUGCUCAGGAUCCUCGUGGCUCUAAAGCACGUGGACUGGAAUCCGUCCCUCCUCAGCUGUGUUGUGUCUCUGGAGACGAGCUGGAUCCAGAACCUCCUUUAACCCCUGAAGUUGAACCAGAUGAAGCGACCUCUGACCCAGGUGUCCAAGCACUCCUUCCUCCGCUGCCAAAGCCCAGAACGGUUCUGCUUCCUGGAAAUGAGCAGCUGGAGUCCACAGAGGGUCCGGAUCUGGGUGGAGGUCUCGGUUUCUCCAAACCCGACCCACAAGCUGAAGAGAUGGAUGAACCACCGGAGACCGUGGCUGCAGGAGACGGUCCCGGCUCGGUUCUUCACCCAACCCUGAAUGAACAAAGCAACAACAACAACAACCGGCAGGCGUCUGGACUCGUCGCUGCAGACGGAGGAGCUGCGUCCACAGAACCCUCCGGUCUGCAGGACAUCCAGACCCCUGUGAGGGACAGUCCAGAACAACCGUCCGCCCCCAGGCUGCCUCCUGACGGACGGCCCGAGCCGGUCCAGGACUGGCUCCAUGGGAUCCACAGCUCGGAGUCUGCGAGGAUCUCAGGAUCUGCAGGAGUUCUGAACCAACCCGGCAGCUCUGGGAGAGAGAUGACGGAUUACCAGACCCCCAUAGUGCUGGACACCGGGUCCGGCCUGAUGAAGGCCGGGUUCGCAAACCAGGACCUCCCACACGUCGUCUUCCCAACAAUAAUCGGAACGCCAAAGUACGAGGAAAUCAUGAGCGGCCGCCUGGAAAGAGAGACCUACAUCGGCCACGAGGCUCAGCACAUGAGAGGCGUCCUGGCUCUGAGACACCCCAUCCAGAACGGGAUCGUCCGCAGCUGGGACGACAUGGAGAAGAUCUGGCACCACACCUUCCAGCAGCUGAGCGUGGACCCGGAGGACCACCCGGUGCUGCUGACCGAGGCCGCCAUGAACCCGCGGGAGAACCGGCAGCGCAUGGUGGAGCUGAUGUUCGAGCGCUUCUGCGUGCCCUUCAGCUACGUGGCCAUGCAGGCGGUGCUGGCUCUGUACGCCGACGGCAGGACCACCGGCGUGGUGCUGGACUCCGGAGACGGCGUGAGCCACAGCGUGCCGGUGUUCGACGGCUACGGUCUGCCUCACGCCGUGCAGCGCUUCCCCCUGGCCGGCGCCGACGUCACCGCCCACCUCAGAAAGCUCCUGCAGGAGCAGGGCGUGUCCAUGCGCACCACGGCGGAGGAGGAGAUCGUCCGGGAGAUGAAGGAGAAGUGCUGCUACGUGGCCGCCGACUACGAGGCGGAGCUGCGGCGGGGGGUGGCGCCCGGCGGCAAGGCCUGCUACACCAUGCCGGACGGCCAGGUGGUCACGCUCGGCACGGAGAGGUUCAGAGCGCCGGAGAUCCUGUUCAAGCCCGAGCUGAUUGGACGGGAUCUUUACGGGAUUCACGAGAGCGUCCUCAAGUCCAUCCUGUCCUCCGACAUCGACCUGCGGCGCAGCUUCCUGGGAAACAUCGUGCUGUCAGGAGGGAACACUCUGCUGCCGGGCCUGCCGGGCCGGCUGCGGGCCGAGGUGGCGGCCCUGGUCCCGGCAGACCUGAGGGAGGCGGUCCGGGUCAGCAGCCCCUCGGACAGGGACUUCUCGGUGUGGAGCGGCGGCGCCGUGCUGGCCGGCCUGCCCAGCUUCAGCUCCGCCUGGAUCAGCCAGCAGGAGUACGAGGAGUGCGGCCCCCAGGUGGUCUUCAGGAAGUGCCUCUAGGUCCGGGGACCCCCUGCCGGUCCUCCGGCCUCGGGCCUGGAGCUGCCGCUUUUCAGGGACGUGAAGAAGACGGCGGCCGUCCCUGGACUGACUGGAGUUGGAGCUGGGCUUUAAUUCCACGUCUGUUUUUGAAAUGUAAAUAAUCGUAAUAUGGAGUUCUGCUCUGCUCAUGAAUUUUUCUAAUCCAGAUUAUUUUCUAUGUUGUUCGUACGGCGACUCUAAAUGAAUUUAUUAUGACGAUGAAGGAAAAAAGAGAAUUCUCUUUUCUAUGAACUCCUGCAACCUUUUCCCCAGUCGGUCGGACCACGGCUGCUGGGAAGUGGUGAACGUGAGAGGAUGUGUGUGUGAGCCAGAGUGAACCAGAGCAGUGUGUGUGUGUGAGCCAGAGUGAACCAGAGCAGCGUGUGUGUGUGUGUGUGUGGGCUUGGUGCUGCAGCAGUGCAGUGAUGGUGAGUUGGUGUUUGAGGCUCCUGCUUCAGGUACUGUGUUAUCCCCUCUAUAGUUUGAAGUGUUUUUCUAAUUUUUUUGUGUUCGGUGUGUUUUGUGUGUGUGUUUGUGGAUUCAACACGCUGACCUGGACGGUGGAGUCCAUCCCGGCUCAUCAGCGUCUUGGUUCCUGUCUGCAGACUCUGCUGAUUUAAAUGCUGUUUUUGCACGUUUCUGGUCCUCUUCCUGUCUGGAUUCUCUGGUUAUCAUGAGUUCACUCUGAAGUGGAAAUCAAAGUGGAAAGUGUGUGUGUAUGCGUGUGUGUCGCUCUCUGGAUGCUCCUCCUCAGUGUCCCACUGAUCUCACUGUAUUCAUGUCGUCCUUUCUUUUUUUUUUAAAUA
Molecule: messenger RNA, 6133 nt
Organism: Salarias fasciatus (jewelled blenny)
Lineage: Eukaryota; Metazoa; Chordata; Actinopteri; Blenniiformes; Blenniidae
Exons: 24
Coding region: 330-5306 (1658 amino acids)
Source: RefSeq, a predicted model, not a curated record